This is a messenger RNA of Oncorhynchus keta (chum salmon), 803 nucleotides long. RefSeq names its product dihydrofolate reductase (gene dhfr). Gene Ontology annotation, molecular function: NADP binding; dihydrofolate reductase activity. Gene Ontology annotation, cellular component: mitochondrion. The coding region runs from base 128 to 700 and encodes 190 amino acids. Lineage: Eukaryota; Metazoa; Chordata; Actinopteri; Salmoniformes; Salmonidae. The record is from RefSeq and is a predicted model, not a curated record. Gene Ontology annotation, biological process: dihydrofolate metabolic process; tetrahydrofolate biosynthetic process; folic acid metabolic process. The transcript has 6 exons.
AUAUCCGGUUAAAUAUGUAUCUAUAUUGGCGGGAACUGUACAGUAGUCCACAGUUGGCUUCCUAGUAGGUACUGAAUAUCUUCAUUUUGGUUGAGCUAAAAUCAUUGCACUUUUUCGUCAAGAGAAAAUGUCUCGUGUGCUGAACUGCAUUGUGGCUGUUUGUCCUGAUAUGGGGAUUGGAAAUAACGGGAAUCUACCUUGGCACCCGAAGAGACUCAAUAAUGAAUUUAAGCAUUUCCAGAAGAUGACAAUGACGUCUUCGGUGGAAGGUAAACAGAAUGCUGUCAUCAUGGGGCGGAAGACAUGGUUCUCCAUUCCAGAGCGGAACCGGCCACUCAAGAACAGGAUCAACAUCGUUCUCAGCAGAGAACUUAAAGAGCCUCCAGCCGGGGCUCACCAGCUGGCGUCAGACUUCUGCUCAGCACUCCGCCUGCUGGACACGGCUGAGAUGGCAGAACGGGUCGACCAGGUCUGGGUGAUCGGUGGCAGCUCUCUGUACGAGGAGAUGAUGGAGAGUCAGGGGAGCAGGAGGCUGUUUGUGACACGGAUCCUGCAGCAGUUUAAGAGUGACACCUUCCUGCCUGAAAUCAACCAAGACAAAUACCGCCUACUGCCAGAGUUCCCAGGAGUCCCACAGGACCUACAGGAGGAGGCUGGGGUACAGUACAGAUUUGAAGUCUACGAAAGCAUCGACCAAUAAGCUAUAAACACACCCAGGAAAACAUCCUGUGUUGUCAUGUAAAUAUUUUCUCGCUGCUCACUGUUGUCACUCAAAUGUAAUUAAUAAAAUGUGUUUAAUUCCA